Messenger RNA from Esox lucius (northern pike), 7039 nucleotides. It is a transcript of the gene st6gal2a, whose product is annotated as ST6 beta-galactosamide alpha-2,6-sialyltranferase 2a. The record is from RefSeq and is a predicted model, not a curated record. Lineage: Eukaryota; Metazoa; Chordata; Actinopteri; Esociformes; Esocidae. The transcript is spliced from 8 exons. Gene Ontology annotation, molecular function: sialyltransferase activity. Bases 492 to 2105 code for a protein of 537 amino acids.
UGUGACAGACAUCCAGACAACACCGAAUGUGCAGCCUUCGCGCAUCGGGUUUUACAGCGGCGUGCAACCGGACCAGUGCUCUUCCAGCUCGGCUGACGGGAGUAGAAAACGGACAGUUGCUUACCUCCAGCAAAGACAAUGACGACGGGAACAAUUUCUAGCUUGUUUCGAACAGGUCCCAGUGGAGAUGCUUGACAAACUGAUCCAUUCCUGUGACAUCAGCCUGUCUACUGUCCCGGAUGUCAUGGUGAUUCCAAGGAUGCAGCCGUCAAAAAAGGAACAAUAUUCGGUUGUCUAUCGGACGGGACUUCACCGGCCUUUCUAAUUUGAGUUGAACUAUUUAAAGGCAGAGUGCCAAGACAACCCACGCUGGCAAACAGGGGUCCCGUUCUGCUCUGGAAGGCACACAGACUCAGGGAAAUAGGGGCACCUGGCCCUCCGUUUGUCCCCUCUGCCGUGAUCAGCCGUCCGAGCCCUGUGUGUGUGAGGAGAUGAAGUCCAGCAUGCGCCAGUGGAGGAGGCUGGUGUUGAUGGGCAUGUUGGCGUGGGCCCUGCUCUUCCUGGCUCUGCUGUCCUACUUCCUGGAUGCCCGCGUGGACAGCGAGCCCGGUAUGUCCGCAGGCUCGUCGCUCGCGCAGCACCCAGACACCCGGCGGCUGUCCUCCAUCCAAGGCGCCCAACAUCUGCACCGUGGCUCCCUGUCUCAGCCCGCCUACACCGCCUUUAACACAUCAUACCCCGCCCUGGAGCCCAGCCCUGCCUCUACCAGCCCCCCAUCGCCCGGCCUGGAGCUGAGCCAGAGCCCGGACAGUGGCCCAUACAGCAGCCGGGAAGGGGAUGGGGGCAGCCACCAGAGGGCGGACUACCUGGACCCCCAAGCCCUGGCCGCGUGGUCCUCCGUCGGCACGGAGAACGUUGUCUCCCACUCGGACAGGAUGGGGGCCCGCAGCCGCUCGAGAACCGGCCGGGGGCCUGACCGAAUAAUGCGUCAGCACUCCCGCAACGAGGGCGGGGAGGAGGAGGAGCAGACAAACCACAGCCACAAGAGGAGGACCACAGUGGGCGGGCGUGGCAGGGAGCGUGAGGCGCGGGGGAAAGAGGAUUCUUCAUUAGAGUACUACUCCUCCAAGUCGUCCUCAGUUCUGCAGCGCUUGUGGCAGGGCAGCAUGUCCUCUGGGAUGCUCUCCCCACGCCUAAAGCACGCCAUGACUAACUACCUGAACGCCAACAAGCACCGGGUGGCUUACAAGGGCAGCCGGCGGCCCGCUCAGACCCGCGAGCAGCUGCUGUGUGAGCUGAAGGACAAGGCCCGGCUCAGGGUGCUGGACGGCUCAGAGCAGCCGUUCAUGUCGCUGGGCUGGUCCCACCUGGUGCCCCGCGUCAACCUGGAGGGGACAGAGCGGGGACAGAGCAGGUUCAGAACGUGCGCUGUGGUCACCUCCGCCGGGUCCAUUCUGCACUCUGGCCUGGGGAAGGAGAUAGAUUCCCAUGAUGCAGUUCUGCGGUUCAACGCAGCACCUACCGAAGGCUAUGAGAGAGAUGUGGGGAGCAAGACAACCAUCCGAAUCAUCAAUUCACAGAUUCUGGCUGAUCCUAAGCACAGAUUCAACACCAGCUCCCUGUAUAAGAACAUGACUCUGGUGGCCUGGGACCCUGCACCAUACGCUGUCAACCUAGACAAGUGGUACGCCAGCCCGGACUACAACCUGUUCAGUCCGUACGAGGAGCACCGUAAGCACCACCCGGCCCAGCCCUUCUACAUCCUCCACCCCAAAUACGUGUGGCAGCUCUGGGACAUCAUCCAGGGGAACACCAAGGAGACCAUCCAGCCCAACCCGCCCUCCUCAGGGUUCAUAGGCAUUCUCCUGAUGAUGGCGCUGUGUGAAAAGGUUCAUGUGUAUGAGUACAUCCCCUCACUGCGGAAGACCGACCUGUGCCACUACUACGAGCACUACUAUGAUGCGGCGUGUACUCUGGGGGCCUACCACCCACUGCUCUAUGAGAAGAGCCUGGUGCAGCGAAUGAACGUGGGCCAAGAGCUGGACCUGAAGCAGAAGGGCUGCGUCACCCUGCCCGGGUUCAACUCCGUCAACUGUAACCUGUGAACUGUCCACUUGUGAACUCCGGCCUCCAGAAGACGCCACACACAGAACCAUUGUGACCGAAUGGGACUGAGGGAAAACGUGCAAUAAAAACCCUCCGGACUCAUGGAACAGGGGAGAACCCAAGCCAUAGCCCUUCUGUGUGGGAUCUGACUAGUACGGAACAGGUCUAGUUUAACUACAUCGAUGUCGGAUCUUCUGUAGAACGUAGACGGGUCUAGUCUGACUGCAUCUACAUCAGGACUUCAACGGAAUGUAGACAGGUCUAGUCUAAAUACAUCUACGUAGGGGAUUUCAACAGAACGUAGACUGGCAAACUCCGAGUUUAACGUGCCGAAAACUGCCUGAAGUGACUGUAUAUUAAUGUCUCUGCCACUGCUGAGCCGGAAGAGAAGAGCUGUAUGGGGUAGCAAUAGAUCUGUUUUUAUAUAGAUGGAUAUGUUCAGAUGUUGUGAAACGUGGUUUUAUUGACAGCUCUAGUUGCUAUUAUUUCUUGAAAGGACUUAAGCAAGUCCACUGUUUUUCUGUGUGUUUAAAUAGUUGUCAUGGGUGGGUUAGAUAAUAUUUUGAGAAGACGAGCAGUGGUCCGCACUGAAUGUUGAGCCAUGUCCGUACUGAACACAUGCACACGUUUGGAACACCGACGAACUUGGCAAACAAAAGCCACACACUCCUGAAAGUUAACAGUUUUGAUCAAAAUGGACCUCCAUACAACUUCAAAAGAUCCAUCCACAACACACUUUCAUACAUACAGAGACAUGCAUCUCAACACAGACAGGCUGGGACAGUACCUGGACAGUACAAAACCACUCUCACCUCUGUCUUGCCUGUCCAAGAUGGAUGUCAUGUUUUUUCUAUCAUCAGUCUCAACAGUCACGUUUAACUGUAUUUGUCAGUCCUCAAAUGCCAUCAUAUCGUCUUAUUUCAAAGUAUUAUCAGUUGUUUUUGUUGCUGAUUUUGUUCUUGUAAUCAGGGUUUUCAAUGCUGUUGAUGUUUCUGCUGCUGUGCUUUAAGUCCAGUUCACUCACUUCUCCGCUCCCCAAACUGCCCUGGACUUGCCAACUCUUGAACAGAUUGUCAACCUCCCCACUUAGCACUUUAAGAACGGCUUCUGACCGACCACCACUCAAUAAGCAUGUGUGGCUCUGUGUCCGACCAAACCCUGGGAAACCUUUUGGUUGGCCAUUCUUGGGCUUAACCCAGUACAGUAUAGUCCUGGGCUGUAGGAAACAGGAAGGAGACGACUCCUCAGCCUUACACCUGAAUUACCAUUUAUAUCAUCACAUAAGAGUCUACUUGGCCAAGCAAGGGAGCGUGACGAUUGUGGUUAGCGAUGAAAUUAAACCAAUUCUCAGAAAAAUAUAUUCAGGUUGCUUAAAAUGUGGUAACUGGCAGCCACCAGGUUUAGACGUGGGAUUGCGGUUCACAUUAAGUUGUUCACUCGUCCUCUCAAGCUAAAUCAGUGGGCAGGGGGUCCGUUUUUAUGAAUUGGACUGAAUGGUAAUCAUGACUGCAUCCGGUUUCACUGUGGAUGUACCCAAGGGACAGUGACCUGGGUGAUAAAAAAUACAAGAUUGGACUGCAGCCCUGAAAUCAAAGACCAGUGAAUUUAAAUUGUUUUUAGGCUGGGAUUCAUUCAAACCCUCCAUAUGAAUGUUCAAGUGCAGCGUAUCUUGUAGUGGUUAAAGGUAUUCAUGCAGGUUUGACUAAAUUGAUCCCUUGAAGUUGUACAACACUGUAUGUCAAAGCGUUGAUGGUGGUGGCCGGUGAAAUCCCCUGACUGUACAGUGUCCUACACCUUUCUAACCUCUUCUGAAGCAGCUAUAGCUAAUUUAGUUGUUAGCUACCUGAUUACCUACCGCUAAUGUAUGUCAGAUAGGAUUUGAUGGUCCCUGGGACCUGGAUAGGUGUUUUCAGUUCACUUAUGUGACCCUGUAAAUAAGUGCCACUAUUGAAUAAAGAGAGAAGUUGUUUUGCGUCUCCCUCAACACUGUUCAUUUGGAGGGGAGAUUGCUGCAGUCGUAAAUGUUUGCUGAUCUCUAAAGUAGUUCUGCUUUAAGCCUGUCAAUUGCCGGGUCUUUACGUUUUCACUUCCACUGAAUCCUCCAGUAUUUGGUCUGCAUCUUGCCAAGGUGUGAUGCCUGGGUCUGCUUGGCGUGGCAGGGAUUUGAAGCAGUUUUUAUCUCUGGACCAUUUUAAUGGAGCAGCUAUCUCCAGACUCACUUGGUGUCCUGUUUUAAUAGCUCGCUUGUUUAUGGUGACUGAGCCAGACCUGCCUGCAGGGUUUCAGGUAACUAGUUUCAGUACACGUGAGAAUCACAAGUCCCCACAUCAAUAGUGAAACGGGCAAUUUCACUGGUUGCCAAGAGGAAAAAUGCUUCAGGUUUUUGGGAUUAGAGUCAGGUAAAAUUUAGGGUUAGGGAUAAUUAGAUUUUGAAUCUGAAUACUUUUUGUGUUCCCACAAGAAUACAAAUUCACCUAAGGCGUUUGUUGCGUGUUUGUCUACAGAAUCACAAUCUGGCCGUGCUAGAUUGGACAGCAGAUUUUAUGGGACCACUAUCUGGCAACCCUAAAAUGAACUGCGCUUUCUGUGGAUCACUCUCUGCUCCUGCUGGAAUGGAUAGCCGAGUCUAUGUUCCACAAAUCCUCUUAAAACUACUAGGCUUCACCUUUUUUCCAGUUUGACCCAUUUUCCGUAAUGUCCUGCUAGUGACCAUCCCCGGUCCAGGGAAACGUGAAGCGGUUGAUGAAGACGGUCAUAGCAACCUCUAACAACGUAUUUAAGUGUUUGAGCUGAAGGUGUGGCUGCUACGAGGUCAAUGCUUAACCCGGUUUAACUCGUCCUGUCGUAACCAGGGCGACCACGCAGCCAGGAAUUAACAGACAGAACUUCGGAAUAAGUUUUUUGACGAAGUUGUAGGUGUUUGAAAUGUCCGUUGGUGAUUCUGGGCCCAGGUUUUUGUGUGAGAGGGAACUCUGUCUUCUGCAGUGUGGUGAUCCAGAGUCCAGAGCCCGGUCCUGCUGGGCUCCCCGUUGGUUCACAACAACUGUUCAGGUAUCAGCGCACCAGGCACAAUGCACCAUGUCGUUAACGCACGGCCAGAAGUUUCCUCACAGUGUCUAACGACGGCCCAAGGCCGACGUGUCACUGACGUGUCCGAGACAAACGCACAACGGCUCCAGGGAAGCCGUGUGGCCACAACCCCAGAGCCACCGUUCCCAAUGUAUUCACUGAGUUAUCUCCACGUGUUACUGACCUUUUCAAAUCACUGAAUAGACUUGUUUCUCUUGUGAUUGUGACACGUUGAUGCUGUACAAAAUAUGAACCACAUUUGAAAUGGCUUUUGUUUAUUACUGUACAGAGCAUGCCAAUCUAUCCGGAUCUGUGCUAGAGUCUUCAACUCUCCUUGUAAGUGUACUUUACUGUACUUCAUUCUGUUCGACUCAGUCCUCUACUAUUCCUGAGUACUUGACUCGGUAUGUUACUGUUCUGUUCAUGACUACUUGACUGAGUACUUUACUGUUCUUUAUGCAGUAUUUUAUCUGACUACUUGACUGAGUACUUUACUGUUCUUUAUGCAGUAUUUUAUCUGACUACCUGUCUGAGUACUUUACUGUCCUUUAUGCAGUACUUUAUCUGACUACUUGACUGAGUACUUUACUGUUCUUUAUGCAGUACUUUAUCUGACUACUUGACUCAGUGCUUUACUUGACUAUUUUAUACUGUUCAUUACUCCGUGGUUUACCCUUUAUUUACACAGUAAAGUAAAUAAAGUCAGUACAUUAUUGGACUACUUGAUUCUAUGCUUUACUGUGCUUUAUUUAGUUCUUUACUGUUCAUUACCCAGUUCUUUACACUUUACUUUACUGUUCUUGAGUCACUACUUUUCUGUAUUUUACUGUGCAUGAUUCAGGACUUUACUGUUCUUGUCUACUUGAGUCAGUACUUUACUGUACAUUUGCUGUUCAUGAUUCUGCUUGAUUCAGUACUUUACUGUUCUUAAUGAAGUACUUUACUGUACUUGACUCUGUACUGUACUGUUCUUGAGUCAGGACAUUACUGUAUUUGACCCUGCACUUGACUUGGUUCUCUACUGUUCAUUGCUCAGUACUUUACUGUUCAUUGCUCAGUACUUUACUGUCCAUAAAGAGCACCAAGAGAAGUAAAACAGACCAUGCUGGAAAAACAGACACGUUUUAUACGGCCCUUGUGCGAAGUGUUUAUGUUGUGUGCAUAGGCGAAUGUCAUUCAGCAGGAAAUGAGAGCAGCUAUUAUUAGUUUCCUGAAAGCAUGUCUUGAUCAAAGUCAUUGCCUUUGGCGACGGCAGUGAAAUCUCGCUACUGUGCCAAACGCCUUUUUAAAAAUGUUUUUUUUACUGUUUGUGUGAUAUGAUUAGUGGGUAGUGAAAGGGUAUGUUGGAUUGUGUGCUUGUCUUAGCAGUUGUUUUUAAGGUGCUAUAUAAUCUUGGGGGGGGGGUGUUAGAGAAUAAAGUUCAAAAUCUUUCGGGAUAGUGCUUUGUUCAGUACAGAGACAACAAAGAGACCUUUUAGUUUUUGUAGAUCAAUACAUAACAUUCUCAUUCCUCCACACUCUUCUCUCUCACACAGUUUUCUGCACAGAAGAGAUAUAUCAACCCUGAACACAGCCCUCAAAAUGUAAACAUUUUACAGCUAAGUUCAGGUUGUCCUCUGAGCUUUCUGAGAGGGCUUUGAGACAUGUCUAAGAGGAUUGAGAGUGAUGGUGAGAGAGAAUGAUGGAUUCAUGGCCAACAUUUUAGAAAAGCCAAUUUCAUUCUCAGCCUUGGGGUCAAUAUUUUAAACAACCUUGCCGAUUUCUUUAUUACAUUUUAAUAUUUAAGUUGACUGUAUAAAAUCCAAUUUGUUAAUUGUUCUUUUUUUUUUUACCAUGUAAAUAAAGAUGUCGUUCAUGUAUUCAA